This is a messenger RNA of Fibroporia radiculosa, 1434 nucleotides long. RefSeq lists its product as uncharacterized. NCBI's taxonomy places the organism in Eukaryota, Fungi, Basidiomycota, Agaricomycetes, Polyporales, Fibroporiaceae. The coding region runs from base 1 to 1434 and encodes 477 amino acids. The transcript has 7 exons. Gene Ontology annotation, biological process: maturation of SSU-rRNA from tricistronic rRNA transcript (SSU-rRNA, 5.8S rRNA, LSU-rRNA). The record is from RefSeq and is a predicted model, not a curated record. Gene Ontology annotation, cellular component: nucleolus; nucleus.
AUGCCCCGUCUUUCUCUUGCCCAGCAGCUUGCGGAGCUGUCUGAACCCGCUCCUGUCGACCUCGAUCCGGAAGACUUACGGGCUGGUGUAGAUGUAGGAGAUGCAUCUGCUAUCGAUAACCCAGCAGCAACAGAGCAUUAUGUUGAAGUAGCGCCAUCUGCUAUACGUAAACUGCACGACAGCGUGACAGACCCCAAAUACGAUGGUGUUCGUACCUCGCGCACGCAGCUAUACGAAGACGCGGGUGGAGAUGAGGGCGAUGAUGACGAUGAGGAAGGGGGCUCGUUCCAGGAUUCUGAAACAAGCCAGUCGGAUAGUGGAGAUAAUUCCGACUCAGAGGAAGCGGCGAGUGACUCCGUAUCUUCAGAGGAUGAGUCCGAGGAAAGGUCUGGAUUUCACCAGAAUGCGUUAUCUGAGCACACAGACACGUCGCCAUCUGUUGCCCUAGCCAAUAGAACCAAUACCGAAUCUCCGGCACAUGAAGACCUUGCGUCAACCCUGCGCCAAACUCGUGAAGCCGACCGUCAAAAGGGAACUGCAGUUUCCCGACAAAUUGCCCUUUGGGACACGUUGCUAGAUGCACGGAUUCAAUUACAGAAAACUGCGGCCGCGGCGAAUCAGCUACCCACCGGUACGUACCUUCAACAUCUGGCGUCGCGCGCAAAAACUCGUGAAGCCCUCAACAAUAUGCUCAGCGAGGCUACCACACUCUCUGAAGAGCUAUUUUUGCUACAAGAGACUCUUCUCGAACGCAACGAGCCCAUAACGGCCCCUUCUCGUAAGCGACGGAAGGUCGACCAUGGGCAGGGCGAACCACAUGAUUAUACUAGUCACUUACGUGGCCUCUCCGCGGACGCCUCUGCGCUCGAGGCCAACUACCACAUACACCUCAUCCAGACUUUAGCGAAGUGGUCUGCCAAAGUUCAAGCGGUUGCGCCUAGCGCUCUUCUUGGCAGCCGUACUUCUUUCUCCGGCGACAAGGACAAAGUUGGGAUCGUGACCAUGAUCGAUGAGGUCUUGAGAACUGAUCGCGACAAAUUGCUCCACCGGACGAGGACUAGAAGGAGUAAGCACAAGCGCCUGGGGUCUGGUGAUCUUCAAAAUGAAAGCCAUGAGGCUAAUCAUGACGAGGAAGAGGACGAAGAAGUUUUUGACGAUCUGGAUUUCUAUCAGCAGCUUCUCCGGGAUGUCAUCAAGGCGCGCGGCGGCGAGCCACAAGGCGGAGAGCAAGACUGGAUGACCCAGCAAAGAGAGAGGAGGGCAAAGCGCAAGUCGAAGGUUGAUACGAAGGCGAGUAAGGGAAGGAAGCUAAGGUAUGAAGUUCACUCAAAGCUGCAAAACUUUAUGGUACCUGUCCCCGUUUCUCAUGGAGCGUGGCACGAGGAACAAGUAGACGGUUUAUUCACUUCAUUACUAAGCACGACAUCAAAGUAG